UGACUUUAGUAUCUCGCUGUCAACCGGCGCGGUAGCACGUUUCUCGAAACUCGUUUGUGAGUUAAAAAUAAAACAUCGUAUAAAAUUGAUCAUAAUGAGUCUUAAAGAUAAAGUUGCAAUAGUGACGGGUUCGAGUUCAGGGAUUGGGGCAGCAAUUGCAGUGAAGUUCAACAGCGAAGGAGCCAAGGUUGUGCUCGUCGGUCGGAACGAAGCCAAACUCAACGCAGUUGCGGCGAAGUGCAACGACCCGCUCGUCAUUAGAGCCGAGUUGGCCAAUGAUGACGACGUCAAACGUAUUCUCGACGAAACAAUACAGAAGUUCGGCAAACUUGAUAUUCUUGUGAACAAUGCCGGCACGUCCGUCAUGGGGAGUAUCCUCAUUGGAGACAUAAUGAAAGCACUGGAUGAUGUUUUCAAGGUUAACUUCCGAUCAAUAGUAUAUUUAACCAAAUUGGCAGCGCCGUAUCUGACACAGACAAAGGGAAACAUUAUAAAUAUCUCCAGUAUCGGCGGCCAGCGUGUGUCCUCUGUUCCCGUCUUGAUGAUGUACACAUCAUCGAAGGCGGCAUUGGACCAUUUCUCCAAGCAUGCCGCUCUAGAGCUGUCGUCUCACGGAGUCAGGGUGAACGUGAUCAGUCCGGGACCAGUGAAGACUGAUAUAUUGGAAAACACAAACACUAAUAUUAGUUGGGAGACCUUCGCGUCGAAGACGGCGCUUAGCAGAGUAUCAGAUCCUGAGGAGAUCGCGGAUCUAGCCAACUUCCUUGCCUCCGAUAAAGCUAAAGGAAUAACUGGAUCAGUGUACGUUCAUGACAAUGGAAUGAUGCUGAGGAAUUAAUUCAUAUUCAUGAUUCAUCUGAGGUACCUACCUACCUGCAAUAUUGUUAUUGUUUUCUGUUGCAUGGUAAAAAAUUAUUUAGGUAUACUAUUUCAUUUUUAUCUUCCAAUAUUUACUAUGUACCUACUUAUAUAUAAGUUAUAAAUAACCGUUAUACAAUCAAUCACUUUAUGUAAGCAAAUCCUUGUUACUUGCUAAUGAUUUGAUAUCGGUAAACAUCGUAAGCUAAGGUCAUACUCAUUAUAAAGAUGGUCAUGUUUUGUUAUUUUUUUACGAUAAAUAUGUCAUACAAUGCCUUAUAAGUAUUAUAAUAUUAUCAUAUAUUCA
Messenger RNA from Leptidea sinapis, 1165 nucleotides. RefSeq lists its product as uncharacterized. Lineage: Eukaryota; Metazoa; Arthropoda; Insecta; Lepidoptera; Pieridae. The coding region runs from base 95 to 838 and encodes 247 amino acids. The transcript has a single exon. The record is from RefSeq and is a predicted model, not a curated record.